UACAGAUAGGCUUUAGCCCAAGGCAGCUGACACUUCUUCACAAAUCCACACUUCUCUCUCUAUAGACUCGGGUGUGUGUAUGCGAAAUGGAUAUGCAAACUCCUUUGCGCCAGUCACUCAUAAUCUGUUAUUUUCUAUGGGUGUCCAUGCAUGCAUGUGUGCAUUUCUGUGUGUGUGCGCAACGAUUGCGACAUUCCAGCAGCAGAAACCUGAGAAGGUGUGACUUACAAGACACUGGAUUCUGCUCUUUCUGGGGACUGAGGGGUGCUGAAGUGUCAGAAUUCCAAUUUCCUCCAAAGUCACUCCCAGUCACACACUCUGACCCUCUCUGCAUCUCUCUCACACAGCCAAACACACACACACACACUCUGCUGCCUUCAUUCUUGUCCUCCAGAGCUUGCUUUUUCCCCUCCUCUCUCUUUCAGCUGUAAACACUGUCUCAUUUUCUCUCAGUUCCAUUCAUAAGGUCCUACAAGGAGAAAUCUUGUUUCACACCACUGUACUGUAUUGCCACCCCCCACUCUUGCUCUCCUUCCUCAAACUAAACACUCAGUCGUUCUCUUCACAAAGAGCUUCUAGGGUAGAGUAAAAUAGGGGGAAAGGAAGAGAGGGAGAAAAGAGAGGGAAGAGUUUGAGAAUCGCGGGCCCCUCCUACUUUCCGGAGAUGCUCCAGCCCAUCCCUAAAUUGUGGACCAAUGAGGGUGGCUCAUUCACAACUCAUGCGGUCCUUCUACAAUAGGUAAAGGAGAGAGAGACAGAGAGUGGGAGAGAUAUAUACAAGGAGAGAGAGAGUGAGGGAGGGAGACAGAGUGACUGUGUUUGGGGGGAGAAAGACGAGGGCAGAGUGAGAGGGAAGACAGGGAAGAGAGGAAAGAAGCUGCAACAAAGUCAACCCCUGGGAAUGAAGUGGUGACCGGCAGAUAGAGGAGAGAGAUGAAGAGGUAGAGCUUGUGACAGGGACAGAUUUACAGUGUGGACAAGCACAGGAGAAAAAGGCAGUAAGGGGCUUUGGGAGAGAGACAGCAGAGGAGCAUUGAGAAACUUUAAAAUUUCCUCAUCUUAUCAGGGCUGCCAAGACAUCAGGACAAAAAAAAAAAACAAACAAAAAAAAAAAAGUGUAACAAGACAGGAAACCCCACAGGUGUAGAUGCAGACAGGUGGUCAGUCAGACAUGCUGCCCGUGCUUCUGCUUCUCUGCGCUGCUGGAGGAACUUGGGGGUCCGCCCCCGGAGUGUGGGGGUACGGACGGAUCCAAGGCAGGCAGGGGCCGGCGGGGUCGCUGUGCCCGUCUCCGUGCCAGUGCGAGGAAGAUGGGAUAUUCAUCAUGGCGGACUGCUCAGAGUUGGGACUAUCGUCCGUGCCAGCUAACCUCAGCCCUCUCACCACUUACCUGGAUCUGAGUAUGAACAACAUCAGUGAGAUCCAGCCCAGAGCCUUCCACCGACUGCACCUGUUGUCAGAACUGCGUAUCUCAGGGAAUCAGCUGAGGUAUAUCUCAGGCCAUGCUCUCCAGGGUCUCCACAACCUCAAAGUUCUAAUGCUACAAAACAACCAGCUGGAGAGACUUCCUGAUGAUGCACCAUGGGACCUACCCAACCUACUGUCCUUGCGUCUUGAUGCUAACCUGUUGUCUGAGGUUCCGGCCGGGACUUUCAGAGGGGUUCGCUCUCUGCGGCACCUGUGGUUGGACGACAACUCGCUAACAGAGAUCCCAGUGAUGGCCCUGGACUCUUUGCCCUCCCUGCAGGCCAUGACACUGGCCCUCAACCAGAUCACACACAUCCCAGAUUAUUCGUUUACCAACCUCUCCGCCCUUGUCGUACUGCAUCUCCAUAACAACCAGAUCCAGAGCAUGGGCGCGAGAUGUUUUGAAGGUUUACACAGUCUGGAGACACUGGAUUUAAACUACAAUGAUCUGCAGGAGUUCCCUGUGGCCAUCAGGACAUUGAGCAAACUUCAGGAACUGGGCUUCCAUAACAACAAUAUCAAAGCCAUCCCCGAGAAGGCCUUCGUGGGAAAUCCUCAGCUUCAAACCAUUCAUUUCUAUGAGAACCCAAUCCAGUUCGUGGGAAAAUCCGCUUUCCAGUUCUUACCUAAGCUGCACACACUUUCCCUUAACGGAGCAACCCAGAUUCGAGAGUUUCCCGAUCUGAAAGGAACCACCAGCCUGGAAAUUUUGACGCUGACUCGGGCUGGUCUCUCAGCUCUCCCUCUGGAUCUAUGUGAGCAGCUGCCUCGCCUCAGAGUGCUGGAGCUGUCUUACAACCAGAUAGAGGAUCUGCCCAGUUUUUACCACUGCUCAGCACUGCAAGAGAUAGGGCUUCAGCAUAACCAAAUCAGGAGGAUAGAGUCAAGCACCUUCCAGCAGCUCACCUCUCUCAGAGCACUAGAUCUGAGCUGGAAUAUGAUCGAGUGGAUUCACCCAGAUGCCUUUGCUUCACUUCACUCUUUGAUCAAACUGGACCUGACAGAGAACCGUCUCAGCUCAGUCCCUGUUGCAGGUUUGGGGGGUCUCACCCAUCUGAAGCUGAGGGGAAACACUGAUUUAUAUGAGGCCUUCAGUCCUGAUCACUUUCCCCGUAUGAGGGUGAUAGAGAUGCCUUAUGCCUACCAGUGCUGUGUAUAUGGUUCCUGUGAUAGCUAUAAGCCAGCCAGUCAGUGGGACACAGAGCAAAGCAACACUGAUGAGGACCUACACAAGAGAACUGUGGCCAUGUACCCUAUCCAUGCUGACACACACUAUGACCCUGACCUGGAAGAGUUCCAACUGGAGAUAGAAGAAUCCAAACUACAGACAAGUGUCCAAUGCACACCCUCGCCAGGUCCUUUCCGUCCCUGUGACUCGCUGUUGGGCAGCUGGCUGGUUCGCGUGGGCUUGUGGUCCAUCUCCCUAGUGUCUCUGCUGGGGAACUCUCUCCUGCUCCUGUCCCUCUUCGGCUCGCCUGGCUACCUGUCGCCGCUCCGCUUCACUGUGGCCUGCAUGGGUGCUUCCAAUCUGCUGACAGGUGUGUGCACAUGCACCCUAACCCUUGUGGAUGCUCUUACCCUGGGAGAGUUUGGCCACCAUGGUGCCCGCUGGGAGGGGGGACCUGGCUGCCAGGCAACAGGAUGGGUCUGGGUGUUUGCAUCUGAGGCGAGUGUGUUGCUGCUGACUCUUGCAGCCGUGCAGUGUGGCGUGAGUGUGACGUGCGCCCGGGCAUAUGGGAAGUCCCCGUCCCUGGGAAAUGUGCGCACAUGUGCACUUUUCUGCCUCACUCUUUCCCUCACCCUUGCCUCUCUCCCACUGGUAGGAGUUGGAGAAUAUGGGUCCUCACCUUUCUGCCUUCCCUCACCCCUGCCACCCCCAUCCUCCCGGCUGCCAUCCUCCCUGGGCUUCCCCUUGGCGCUCAUUAUGAUGAACACUUUGUGCUUGCUUAUAGUCACAGGUUCAUACAUCCGCCUUUACUGGGAGUUACUUAGGGGUGAGUGCGAGGGCUUGUGGGACUGUGCCAUGAUCAAACAUGUUGCCUGGCUGAUAUUCACCAAUGGCCUCCUCUAUGUGCCUGUAGCUUUCCUCUCCCUUUGCUCCCUCUUGGGUCUGCUUUCUCUGGGGGAGGAGGUGCUUAAAUCAGUUCUCCUGCUUCUCCAGCCCCUGCCUGCCUGCCUCAAUCCCCUCCUCUUCCUCCUAUUCACACGAGACCACUCCCAGUUUUUCUUCUGGACUCGCCCCAAAGUGCGUCCCCAGCUACGCCGGGACCGCACCCUGGACUCGCUGGUUUCUGUGGCGACAGAGAAGAGCUCUUGCUCUGACUCGUCGGCACAGGCAUCACUCGCCGAUGCUGAUGCUCUGUACAGCGGGGGGUCCUCCCUCCAAUCCCGACUGGAUCCAGUCCGAUUUUCCCACUGCUCUUCUACUUCCUCUGUUCCUCUCAUCCCUUGCCAGAUACCCACUCCCACUGCCAGAGAUAGAGACAGAGCAACAGAACGAGGAAGCCCGAACGACGAAGAAUAUCUGAGGAGUUUGGAUGAAGAUGUGAUUCAUGGCAAUUGCCCUCGGUAUCACUCAACCAUGACUCCCUCUCUCACCUCUCAUCCAUGAGCCUCCAAGCUAGCUGUCUGAAUGGCUGGGACACUAUGGACAUACAAGGACCAUAAUCGAGCAGCAGCAGCAAAACCAGCUCUGGGUUAUCAAUCCUCAAGAACCUCAGAAUCAGUCCACACAGAGACUGUAGAGAACUCUAGAAAUGUCUAUGAGAACACAACAAAGUGCCUCUGCAAAUGGAGAGUGCAACUAAAAGUUCCCUUCACAAUAAAGACAAUUAAAGGAAAAACCACAACACAGCAUGACUGUUAAAAUAAAGGACAAUUUCUCAGCAGACCGUCUCAGUCAUGGACUGAAAUGAUAGAGAAAACUCAAAUAAAAGCUGUUGACCACAUGGAAAAACUAAGCAUCAGACAAAUCAAUAGCCAGGGGGAAUUUAGGUAGAACCAGUAGAAUUUUAAGUGUAAAUGUUUUUACUGAAAUGUGAUCAUGAGACAUGCAACUUAGAGGUUACAGAUUGCUUGGUUAUAUUUUAAGUGGAGUUAUCUUAUUUGUCUUUUUUUUAAUAUAAGUUCUAUCCUAUUGCUAAGGUCUGUUUCAAAUAAAGGGAUUCAUCGUCAAACACACCAGGACAUUAUACCAGAGCAUGUAAGCUAAUAUUUUUCGCUCACAGAAAUGUUUUUGUCCGAUAUAUUCCUCAGCAAUUGUGUAACAAUGGUUAUUUUUUAUGUGGCAGAAAAAUGCAACAGGAGACCGGAUCGCACAUACAGUUUUACAUGGUUUACAUGAUUUUAUCUUAAAUAUGCAACUCAUACAGACUGAAUGGGAUAUAGCUAUCUUUCCACAGACAUUAGAGUAGGCUAGCAAUAUGUACAUACAAUGUAACUACCUCUGAACUAGCAUGGUAUUGACUCACUACAGCCUUAUGAUGUUUGUUUCCCUUUUUAUAUGAUAAACAGCAAAUAUAUAAUUUUAUAUGUUAAGAAAUAAAUCCUUAGUUUGUAAAAAAAAAAAACCUUGUCUUGCUAUUUAGGAUGUACAUACUUUGUAUACAACUGGUAAGCAUAUGUUCGAAUAAAAUUAUUAUCUUCAUACUGUA
Lates calcarifer (barramundi perch) is the source of this 5120-nucleotide messenger RNA. RefSeq names its product leucine-rich repeat-containing G-protein coupled receptor 6 (gene lgr6). NCBI's taxonomy places the organism in Eukaryota, Metazoa, Chordata, Actinopteri, Centropomidae. Gene Ontology annotation, biological process: G protein-coupled receptor signaling pathway. The record is from RefSeq and is a predicted model, not a curated record. Gene Ontology annotation, molecular function: protein-hormone receptor activity; protein binding. Gene Ontology annotation, cellular component: membrane. Bases 1148 to 4078 code for a protein of 976 amino acids. The transcript has 18 exons.